AUGCCGAAUUCCGAUAACGAUGAAGCAGCCGACGAGCAUUUGCCAAAAAACUAUCAAGAUUUUCCGGACGGCAGCUUGUUGCGCGUGAUAUUUCAUAAUUUUUUGUAAGUUUCAAGUGUAAAACGGGCUAAAUUUGCAUUUCAGAACCUACGAGCACACUUCGUUCGUGCCGACCGCCAGUCUGAACAUGAUUCUCGGCCACAACGGCAGCGGCAAGUCGUCGAUCAUCUGCGGAAUCUGUCUGGCGUGCGGCGGAAGCCCCAAGUCGCUGGGCAGAUCGGAGAAGAUUCAGGAGUACGUGCGUCACGGAUGCCAGGAGGGAUACGUCGAGAUUGCCAUGUAAAACUGCGAAAUUCUUGAAAAAUCUGCGAUUUUUUCUGAUUUUAGUGCCGACCAGAAAGAAGGACCUCAAACUGUCCGUCUAACAAUUCGUGCGGGAAAGGCUCCGGAAUAUCGGCUCAAUAAUCAGGUUACGACCCAGGCGGAGUUGAGUAAUCUCAGAAAAACACUAUAACAUUCAAGUAAGUCUAAAAAAACACGGUCUCCAGAGCUGACAAUAUGGGCGUGGCCUCUGCCAAGUGGCGUUUUUCCUGGCGCUGUAAGCUGUGGAGACCGUGGAAAACAGAGAAGUAUUCAAUAUCAACAAUUCAGAUCGACAAUCCAUGCGCGUUUCUGGCUCAGGAUAAAGUGAAGAGUUUCUCGGAGCAAUCGGCGAUCGAAUUGCUGCGAAAUACGGAGAAGGCGGCGUCGGAGGACCUUUCCGUGGAGCACGAGGCGCUCAUGGAGCAACGGCAUGAUUCGACGACCAUCGAGGACAAGUGCGCGACUUCCGAAAAGGCGGUGAAGAAUCUGGAGAACGAGAUUCAUAAACUGGAGCCGUUUGUGGAGAACUACCGAAAAAAGUUGGCGCUGCAGACGAAAUUGCGACUUUUGGAGAAGAAAAUGAAGAUUCUGGAGUUUGAGAAAGCGGAAAAAGAGUUCGGAGUGGAGUGCGAGAACGCGAGGGCCGCCACGCAAGAAUACGAUCAGGUCAAGGCGGACAUCGACGAGUGCGCACGGAAAAACCAAUGGAUUCCAGAUGCUCAUCGAGGAGAAGACGACCGUCGUUCGCACAUUGGUUAGACUACUGAAAACAUUUUUAGAUUUGUCGAAAAUUCAUCGCUGCUAAAACCUCUUUUUUUCAGCGUCAAAGCGCCGAAGAACUGAUGAAGAGAAUGGAUGACACAGUGGACAAGAGAUCGAUGGAAAUCCGAAUGGAAAGUGCGAUUGAGAAGAUGGAAUCGAUCAAAAAAGCUUUCAAACGACACGACCGCGACAUGGCGAAGGCACAAGAGACAUUGGAGGCGACGCAGGAAAAACAUCGACAGGCACUGGAGGAUAUGGAAGGAUUCGAGGAGUGGAACGAGAAGUUCAAACUGACGGAGGCGCGUCUCAACAAUAUAGAGGCGGACUUCCGCAGGAAGCAGGACAAGAUCCGCGAAGAGUCUUAUCAGCACGAGGCCAGAGUCAGAAGUACUCGAGUUAUUGAAUAUUGAUAGUAAUAAAGUGCACUUUCAGAGGAGAGAGAAGCGAUUUCCGAUGCGAACAGCAUCCUUCGCGACCGUAUUCGCGUACUUCAGGGUCUCGACGGAAAUGCGUAUAAAGCGUAUGAGUAUUACAUGAAGAACAGGCCACAGUUCGACGCGGACAUCUAUGUUCCGAUUAUUGAUGUGAGAGAUCUUCCAGAUUUACAGUUUUCGACAGUAACCGAUAAGCUCCGCCUCUUUGGGCAGUCGUUCGAAAAAAUGUCAAAUUUUUACGAUUUUUUAUUCGAUUCCGAUUGGAGACAGGUUACAUUCGACAACUGGGAGGACCGCGCAAAAAGGAACUGUAUCUCCAACCUCUACCCCGUUUCAGAUCACCCUAAAGACCCCGACCGCUGCAAAAAUCCUGGAGAACAGUGUCGGAAUGCGUGAUCGGACAAUGUUCGUGUGCCAGACGAAGGCCGACGAGCAGCGAAUGCACGCGAACAACGGAAUCAACACGACGGUCUUGCCGCCCGAAAAAGUCCACCGCGAGGACAUAGAAGCCCGCUCGCCGCCCGCGAUGAAAAGGAUCGGAUUCGAGAUGCUCGCCGCCGAAUGCUUCGACGCGCCCGACCCUCUCAAGCAGUUUCUGAUCAACGUGUCCGGGCUCGGCCGCAUUCUCGUUGGAAAUCAACAAGUGGACAGGAAUAUGGAGGCCGUCUCCAGGGCCGUUGAGAACACACCCUACGGAGUGUUUUUGACGCCCACCAUGAGGGUAACAACUUUCGACAUUUACGGGAAACUCAAAUUUAGAUUUGUUUAUGCAAUUUCCCAGAAAACAAGUUUUACGACAGCCAGGCCCCUUUUUUCCACUUCCCACCGUUUUUAUUUCAGUGCCAAGUGUCAAAGUCCAAGUAUUCGGGACAAUCGUCGCACAUGCAAACGCUGCUCCGCGACGCGUACACGUUCCGCGAUCCGUGCUACCGAAAAGCGCCGCAAGCAAAACGGAACGUUCAGCAACAGCAGCAGGCGAUGGAGCAAUUGCGACAGGCGGAGCAGAUGAUGCAGCAGAAACAGGCACAGCUCCGCGAGAAGAUACAGGCGGUGCAGAGGGAGAGGGACGUCGUCCGGAACGAGUGCUCCGAGUGGAGAUCUAAACGGCAUCUCGUGGGCACGUGGCAGGCGGACGUGAAGCUCGCCGAGGAAAAUUUGAAACGGCUCGAGGAGCAGAACAUCGACGUGGACGCGGCGGAGCAGGAAUUCGAGGAGACGAGGGCGAAUGCCAUUGAGCAGACGCUGGACAUGUUCCGGAAAGCUGUCAAAUGGCAGGUCAGCACAGAAAUUGGAAAAAAAACUCUGAAGGCUUCUUUGGAUUGGCUUGAGGUUUCUUGGGACCAAUUUUCAGACAGAUCGGACUAUCCGUAUAUGUGGAUCAGAGGCCGAGAAUAUCGCAAUUUUAGCAAAACCCCGGCAUAUAUCUCAGCUGCCAGUAGAGAUAUCAAAAGGUAGUCUGAGCGAUAUAGGAGUGCACUUCUAUUACGGUAUUUACGGUAUACUGGUUUGGAGACGAGGAGUUUUGUAAAAAUUGCGACCUUUUCGGCUGUCUCUGAUCCACAUAUCUCGGGACCAGAUCCCAAUACAUCUCGAUCUAAGUUUAAGAAGCCUGGAAUAGUGUAACCUCGGCAGACCAUCAUACAAAUAAUAACUUCAGAAAGCCUACUUGGAAAAUUACGAGGAGGUUGGACGUCACACGUUCAUCGAAAUGAUCUGCAAGAACAAGGUGAGAAUGAUGAAACUGGAGGAGGAGGACCUGCGAAAGAAGCUCAACGAACUGAGCCACACGAAGCGAGAGGCGGAGGCGAACGUGAAAAGCGCGCUGAACAGAAAGAGAGCGGCGGCGGAGGCCAUGUCGAAGACGUGCCAGCUGAAACAUCUGAAGGAGAAGGACAUGGACGCGGCGGAGAAGCGAAUCUUCGAGAAGCUGAGCAAACUGUUCGAGGAGGGAGGCGUUCCUGAAAAUCUGGACGCGCUGGAGCUCGAGAUCUCUUCGGAACAGGCACGUCUCCGACUGGCCGAGGAUCAGGGAGAGGACGGCGGAAUCGAGCACGAGCAUCAGAUGGAAAAGUUAAAGUUGGACUUCGUCGAGGAGCAAUCGCGCCAUGAAAAACUCGUGGAGAACCGUCGAGUUCUGCAUGAGGAACUCGGAACGAACAUUGAGAAUUGGAGGGAGAAGGUGGAGGAGAUGAUCGAUCACAUCAACGAGAACUACGUCAAAUACUUUGGCGAGCUCGGAUGUCGCGGAGAAGUCGGACUGGAGACGCCCGAGAAUCUGGUGAGCAAUGAGGGGAGGCAUCAGAAAUAAUAAGUCAUUUUCAGUUAGACAUUGCCAAGUACGGCAUCAUGAUUAGUGUUUCGUUCCGAGCUGGAGAGAAAAUGAAGAGACUCGAUAAUAAGGUUCGUUUUUCUCGAUUUCUCCCACAAAAUGGUCAUUUUCAGGUGCAAUCGGGCGGAGAACGCAGUGUCGCCACUAUGCUCUACCUGCUCGCCCUCCAACAACUGUGCCCGGUGCCUUUCCGAUGCAUCGACGAGAUCAAUCAGGGAAUGGAUCCGACGAACGAGCGAAAAGUGUUCGAUAUUAUGGUCGGACUGUGGAACGGCAGUCAGGGAGCACUCACGAAGACCCAGUACUUCUUGUGAGAUAUCUUUUUUUUAGAUUAUCAAUGAAUUCUGCGUGUUUAGGCUGUCUCCGAAGCUUCUUCACGGUCUGGAUAUGCGCGAGAACGUGAAUGUGGUCAUGGUGAACAGUACGCUCACGACUUCUCACGGAGAAGUACGGAAAAUGCUAUUUUUCUAGCACUUUUUUCUCAAAGCCACUUUUUACAGAUCUACGACACCGAAUCGAAGCUCGCGGCGUCGCUGUCCCGUCUUCAAACCCGCGCCUAA
This is a messenger RNA of Caenorhabditis sp. 36 PRJEB53466, 4448 nucleotides long. The record is from the annotation of a GenBank genome assembly. Lineage: Eukaryota; Metazoa; Nematoda; Chromadorea; Rhabditida; Rhabditidae.